Ictalurus punctatus (channel catfish) is the source of this 923-nucleotide messenger RNA. It is a transcript of the gene tmem244, whose product is annotated as transmembrane protein 244. NCBI's taxonomy places the organism in Eukaryota, Metazoa, Chordata, Actinopteri, Siluriformes, Ictaluridae. The coding region runs from base 399 to 923 and encodes 174 amino acids. The record is from RefSeq and is a predicted model, not a curated record. The transcript has 6 exons.
AAUAACAACACGCCAGUGUUAUCCAUGACCAAAAGGAUUCACUGAAUCAAAAGGCUGGCUCAGGUUCAGCAGACUUGAUUCAGACAACUCAUGCACAUUUCCAAAGCCACAACAUAUAAACAUGUAAAAUAAACUGAUGUUUAUAACCCUAUACAGCUUGUACAGUGCUAACAUGACGUGUAAACGAUGAAUAAAGCCUUUCUUGUCCAUCUCAGGACUCUAAAGCGUGUUUAAUCCGGCUCAGGUUGAUGUGUAAGCAUGUUGCUAAUCCCGUUAAGACGCGUCCUCGUAGACACACAGAGUUAGCAUAACACUGCUUUGCUAGCAUUGGUUGUUUUGUGAUAGCGUGUGCUCAUGUACUGUAUGUUGGAUGAUAAAACGAUAAGCGUCUGCUCCUCAUGUUGUGGGAUUACUGCUGCCGGUGCUGUGGGACGCCUCCGAUCAAACGCCACUGCAAGCUGUCAAUCAACACCAAGCUCAACGACACACAGGUCGUUCUUCAGAACCUGUUAAUGUGUAUUGUGUGUUUCUACUCGCUGUACUACAUCACUCUCAGUGUGUGUAUCGGCAUCCUGAAAGUAGACGAGGAGGACAGCUUAUUAGCACCGUUCAACUACAAAAUGCAACCUUCAUGGAGCAACCCGAAGUAUUUAGCGAGCGUGAUCUCGACGGAGGUGACGUACAUCGUGGGAGGACUCGUAUUCGCCUGGAUCGUGGAGGAGUGGGUGUGGGACUACGCCUUCACCGUCACACUCCUACACAUCGGCCUCACAGUCGCUGUCAUGGCCGAUUUCCCUUCCACAGAACACUGGUGGAUCGCUCUCGGGUCAGGUUUAGUGAUGAUGAUCCUCGGCGGUCAGCUGUUGGCGCGUCAUCUUUUCCGGAAUCAUUUUGUGCAUCCCGCCGAGCUCCAAAACUUCUGA